Messenger RNA from Lolium rigidum, 1661 nucleotides. Its product is annotated as amino acid permease 8-like. Lineage: Eukaryota; Viridiplantae; Streptophyta; Magnoliopsida; Poales; Poaceae. Bases 10 to 1455 code for a protein of 481 amino acids. Gene Ontology annotation, cellular component: plasma membrane. The transcript is spliced from 5 exons. The record is from RefSeq and is a predicted model, not a curated record.
ACAAGCAAGAUGGCCCGAGCGGACGUCGAUGCCGAGUUCGGGGGACUGCCGGCGGCGCCGUACCGUCGGCGGAUCAUUGCCGACGAAUUCUUCGACGACGACGGCAAGGCCAAGCGAACAGGAACGGUGUGGACGGCGACCGCGCACGUCAUAACGGCGGUCAUCGGCUCCGGGGUGCUGUCGCUGCCGUGGUCGACAGCGCAGCUCGGCUGGGUUGCCGGGCCGGGGACGCUGGUCGUCUUCGCCGUCAUCACAUACUACACCUCCGUGCUUCUCACAGAUUGCUACCGCAGCGACGAUGCCGUGACCGGGAAGAGGAACUACACAUACACGGAAGCCGUCGAGUCCUACCUAGGUAGACGGCAGGUCUGGUUCUGUGGCCUCUGUCAGUACGUCAAUCUUGUUGGAACUGCAAUCGGGUACACCAUUACAGCAUCGAUCAGUGCCGCGGCUUUGUACAAGGCCAAUUGCUUCCACAAGAACGGCCACUCUGCCGACUGCACCGUCUACACAACCAUGUACAUGGUUGUCUUCGGGAUAUCCCAGAUCUUCUUCUCGCAGCUCCCCAACCUUAGCGAGAUGGCUUGGCUGUCGAUCCUCGCCGCGGUCAUGUCCUUCUCCUACUCGACUAUCGGCGUCGGCCUCGCAUUGGCGCAGACCAUAUCAGGUCCUACUGGCAAGACAACCCUUGGUGGCACUCAAAUUGGGGUAGACGUUAGUUCGCCCGCCCAGAAGAUAUGGCUGACAUUGCAAGCGCUCGGCAACAUUGCAUUUGCCUUCUCAUACUCCAUGGUUCUUAUAGAAAUUCAGGACACAGUGAAGGCGCCUCCGGCCGAGAAUAAGACGAUGAGGAAGGCCAACCUCAUGGGCGUCUCCACCACCACAGCCUUCUACAUGCUCUGUGGCUGCCUCGGCUACUCGGCCUUCGGCAAUGCCGCACCGGGGAACAUGCUCACCGGGUUCGGCUUCUACGAGCCCUUCUGGCUCAUCGACUUCGCCAAUGUCUGCAUUGUCGUGCACCUUGUCGGCGCCUACCAGGUGUACUGUCAGCCCAUCUACGCCGCCGUGGAGAAGUGGGCCGCGGCCCGAUGGCCGAGCUCAGACUUCGUCGUCCGACAGUACCCUGUCGCAGGUGGCAAGUUCAACUUCAACAUGUUCAGGCUGGUCUGGAGGACGGCGUUUGUCAUCGUGAGCACCGUCCUGGCCAUUUCGCUGCCCUUCUUCAACGAUAUCCUCGGCCUCCUUGGCGCGCUCGGGUUCUGGCCGCUCACCGUCUACUUCCCGGUGGAGAUGUACAUCAGCCAGAGCAAAGUGAAGAAGUACUCCAAAAAGUGGGUGGCUCUGCAGAGCCUGAGCUUCGUGUGCUUUGUGGUGACGGUGGCCGUGGCCGUCGCGUCUGUGGAGGGGAUCACCCUAUCGCUCAAGAACUAUGUGCCAUUCAAGACGAAGAUGUGAACAAAAUAGCUUAGUGUAGUCGGAUUUCAUUGGAGCUGUGUUUGAUUGGCGAAACCAAGUGGGAUGUAAGAGAAUAGUUUCAGAUUUUGGGGUAACCCAUAUAUAUGUGCCUGGAUAGCAAAAUAUAUCAAAUAUAUUCCACCCAUAUGUGGAACCAUGUUGUAAUACCAAUUUGGUGGAACUGUUCGAUUCCUCCUCUCUGAUUC